AUGGACGAAACAAAUAAACAGAAAUUUGUAAUUUCUCAAAAAUUCGAAAAUGUGCUCAAUGGAGGAGCACAAAAUGGACAGGGAAAUGAGCAUUUUGAUAUUUCAUGGAGACUCCGAAUUCAGCCGGAAAGCCUAGAAAAUCCAAAAUUCUCAAUAGAAUUGGAUUGUUUCGUUGAUCCAACCUACUUAAAAUGGUCCAUAGAUACAGUAAUCCAAUGGGAGAUAAUUUCAAAAUUUGGAGAAAAAAAGUUAAUCGAAAAAUCUGAUUUCUCAAUUCAAAAGUACAGUAAUCCAUCGAUUCGUUUCGAUGGGAGCACUCUUGAUUGCUCAUCUAAUGAUGAUUGGAUUACUGUAAAAUGCCAUGUGGAAAUUUUGAAAGUUUUUGGAUUUUCAAAAAAAAGAUUUCGAAAAUUUGAUGAGGAAACAAUGAAAAAUGUGUCGGAUGUCAUUUUAAAAGUCGAUGGAGAGCAGUUUUUUGUUUCGAAAUUGUUCCUGACUGCUCAAACUACAAUUUUCAAUUCUCUAGAAUUUUCUGAAAAUUCCGGAAAUUCUGGAAUUCCAGAAUUCCCACUAGAAAAUAUAGAUGCCAAUGAUUUUCAAGUGUUCCUAGAGGUCCUCUACGGAGAAUUAUCGAUUGAUGAUGAUAUAGUAAUUCAGUUAUUGGAAUUGGCGGAAAAAUUCGGAGCUUCUACAGUAACCCGAAAAUGUGAAAAGUAUUUGAGAUCCGAGGAAACUGAUAUGGAGAAUUCGAAAAUUUGGGAAUUGGCUGGAAAAUUUAAAUUGGAAAUUUUGAAUUUAGAGAAAUAA
Molecule: messenger RNA, 807 nt
Organism: Caenorhabditis briggsae
Lineage: Eukaryota; Metazoa; Nematoda; Chromadorea; Rhabditida; Rhabditidae
Exons: 4
Coding region: 1-807 (268 amino acids)
Molecular function (GO): protein binding
Source: RefSeq, a predicted model, not a curated record